This is a messenger RNA of Oppia nitens, 2026 nucleotides long. RefSeq names its product proton-coupled zinc antiporter SLC30A2-like. The transcript is spliced from 4 exons. The record is from RefSeq and is a predicted model, not a curated record. Gene Ontology annotation, molecular function: zinc ion transmembrane transporter activity. Gene Ontology annotation, cellular component: plasma membrane. Gene Ontology annotation, biological process: response to zinc ion; zinc ion transmembrane transport. The coding region runs from base 138 to 1889 and encodes 583 amino acids. NCBI's taxonomy places the organism in Eukaryota, Metazoa, Arthropoda, Arachnida, Sarcoptiformes, Oppiidae.
AAAAUUUGUGAUUGAAAUAUUUUUUUUCGUAAUAUAAUGUAUAAAUAUAUACAGUAUUACAAUAUUCAGUAAUAAUUUUGUUUUUUUUUUGAAAAGUGUUAUAUCAUUGGUAAAUACAAACUAAAUAUCACUAUUGGAUGUCUGCGCGAUAUACACAGGAGCACACCGUCAUCGUCAAUGAUAACAUAAACGAUAGUCACAAUCGCAUGGUUAGCAGCAGCUGUACUACACAUAAUGCCGGUGCCAUCAGUGAUGGUGAUGCUGCUGCUGCUGAACAUAGCUAUAUAAAUAAAACAGUUGCCAACUAUUUGCCAGAAUUACCGAAACAGUUGCUGGCCUUUGAUGACCGACUGGAGACGAAGGACAACCAGGAGGUCAAGUAUUGUCGCUGUGAUAACUGUGCCAUUAAUAACAGUCAGCCGUGUUUGUUGAAAAACAACAAUCAUAUCACUACUACUACUACUACUAAUAAUAAUAAUACCGUUGCUGUGAUCGAUGACGAUCAUAGUCGGACAUCUACAUUGACAUCCACAUCAUUAUCGGUAAAUCGGACGUUGUUUGCAAUGACUGAUCAAACAUCGCGCGUGCCGUACAAGAGUCUGAGUGGUGGCGGCGGCGACGGCAGCGGACAAUCAAAUGGACGCACAAACUAUGGUUUCAAUGUUGGACACAAUAAUAAUUAUAGUAUUAAUAAUAAUAAUAGCGCUGUAGUUGGCUAUUUGCCGGCCGGUCACGAUAGUCAGCUGCAGCUAACUGAUACUACCGGUGCUAUUGGUGACAAUCAUCAUCAGCACAGUUGGUCGUCCACCAACUCCUCCUCAUCCUUCGCCCGACACUGUCAUCCGACACAAAACGAUGACACAGAUACUAGAGAGGCAGUGUCAUCAGCCAACCGUAAACUGGUUAUCGGCUGUAUAUUGUGCGGACUAUUCAUGAUUGGCCAGUUUGUUGGCGGCUAUUUUGCCAACAGUUUAGCUAUAAUGACAGACGCUGCACAUGUAUUAUCAGAUUUAGUUAGUUUUGUGCUCAGUUUGUUUGCCAUAUGGCUCAGCCAGAAAAGGCCGACCAAACGCAUGUCGUUUGGCUUCUAUAGGGCUGAAGUGUUGGGCGCCGUUACCAGCAUUUUGAUGAUCUGGAUUAUUACCAUUGUGUUAGUCUAUUUAGCCGCCCAACGAAUACGACAUAACGACUACGAAAUAGAGGACACGGCUAUGUUGAUUGUGGCCGGUGUUAGUGUCGGUAUCAAUAUUCUCAUUGGUCUGGUAUUGUCCGAUGUAUUGACGUGCGGUAAACGGCCAAAACAUCGACACCUGGACAGUGAACAUCAGUCACAACAACAACAAACCGUACAGCAUAGUAGUCACACACAUAGCCAUAGCCAUGGGAUGGGUAGUCAUGGCCAUUCGCACGCCAACAUGAAUCUUAGAGCGGCUAUAAUUCACGUAAUAGGAGAUCUCAUACAAAGCAUUGGUGUACUAAUUGCUGCGCUUAUCAUACAUUUCAAACCCGAGUACAAGAUAGCCGAUCCGAUUUGUACAUUCAUUUUUAGCGCACUGGUUAUGCUGACCACCUAUGGUAUAAUGCGUGACGCACUGCUGGUGCUGAUGGAAGGCCUGCCCCAGCAUCUGGACUAUACGGCCAUCAAACAGGACUUAUUGGCCAUCGACGAUGUCCAGAGUGCACACAGUUUACACAUCUGGUCGCUGGCCGUAAGCCGUGUAGCAUUGGCCGUACAUUUGGCAGUCGAUGAACGCUCGGAUCCCGAAGUCGUACUGAGACGGGCCGAAAGUCUGAUACGCGACAAGUAUGGCAUACAACAGACCACUGUUCAGGUGGAGAGGUUUGACGCCCGACUAAUGAACAGUUGUGUCACUUGUAAGGGACCGUAAGAUAAAGACAAACAAACAAAAAUAGGCACUCAUUUGACAACAACAACAGCAACGACAACAAAAGCAGCACAUAUUUCAUAACAAAUAAUUAAAUCAAUUAUAUAUUUAUAGUAAAAAAAAUUUAAUAAUAAAUAAAA